Messenger RNA from Phytophthora nicotianae INRA-310, 2582 nucleotides. Its product is annotated as TKL protein kinase. Gene Ontology annotation, biological process: protein phosphorylation. The record is from RefSeq and is a predicted model, not a curated record. The transcript is spliced from 2 exons. Bases 57 to 2489 code for a protein of 810 amino acids. Gene Ontology annotation, molecular function: protein kinase activity; ATP binding. Lineage: Eukaryota; Oomycota; Peronosporomycetes; Peronosporales; Peronosporaceae.
UGAUUUCUGACCAAUCAUCUUUUAUCUACAGAACAAUUCAGUACCGUCGUCCUGUAAUGUCGCCGCUGGCAGCGCUCGUGCUGCUGUGCGCGACGCUGCAGACUGCGUCCUCCAUUGACGUGCCCGUGGAUACAAACUUUGAGUUUACGGGCCUCCACUCCGAUUUCGCCCAGCAAUAUUACGUGCUCAACGCUGAGUUGGACGACACCGCGCAGCUCUCGGACUUCAGCGGAGAUGUACUACCCAGCGCGCUACAGCAGCAGCUCAGUACCAAUUCACUCUCAUGGGGUGACUUACCCGGCCUCCUGCAGCGUGCCUUCCUUUGGGACGCUGGCUACGUAUUAACGCCCACACACACACUGGCCAAAGUCUAUACACGAUGCGGUCGGUCCAUGGCAGAGCUGGUGGUGCCUCCCAAGGCCUUUGAGCGCGCCGGUUGUCAACUACGAGAGUGCGUACUACCAGACGGAACGAUCUUUCACCGGUCACUUAACUGCAAGGCCUCGCAGCUCUCCAGAGCGGUCCAGUGUGCUGUAGACGCUGCUGAAGACAUCUCGGCACCGGCGUAUGCCGCAGUCUGGGGAGACGGUGGAGAAGCGGAUACUCUACCUGAAGUGACAGUACAACGUCACGCCUACAUGGACUCAGACGGGAAGCCCAAUCUGAUCUUUGCACUGCACACGACGGACUAUGAAGUCGCUUACACUCAGUGUCCUUUGACUCCGGCAAUGGUGAUCCCUUGUGCGCCGUACAAUUUAGUUAACCAGUCCAAGUUCUGCUCUCCACAGCCUGGUGAAGUGGCGUCUGCGUGGCUUACCAAGUACGCAGCAGAUCACAAACAGGACAAGACGUGGCUGCUAGUGCCUCUAUGCAUCGUCACUUUCGUAACAUUCGGCACAGUUGCUGUAUACCGCUACAAGUCAGCAUUACGUGACGAAGCACGACGAGAAGUGGAUCUGUUUAUGCGUGAGAAUCGCCAUUUGUUUGAUAACGGAGCAGUGGAGGCCUUCCUGGUGCCUAAACGCAAAGGCAAGAGCCGUUCUCGAAGCUCUCACACAACAGGAACUAGUCGACAAAACCGAUCUUCGUCCUACUCAUCAUCGUCCAGUCUAGACAGUGAUGACAGUGCGUACAGCUCUCGAGACUCCGCUCUCAAUGUAUCACAAACGUCGUUGAGUUAUGACGAAGGAGUUUCGAAUGCAGCGGCGUUCGAGCAUUUUGACGCGACUAUCGGCUUGUCAGCGUCUGCUUUUGACCCGUUAGCCUCCAACGCACGCCUGAAUCCGCUGCAAAAUGACACAGAAACGCCCGUACCAGUGGAAGAUAAAGGAGGUUUACCCGACGAUGCUACAGCUCGAAAGAAUGAGAUGGCCAUCCGAAGCUUCCGUCUGUUUGAGUCUCACCGCAAGAUCCGUCGUCUACGUGUUCCAAUGGGCGAACUGCAACUGCUUCGACCGCUGUCUCGGGGCACAACGGGUGAAAUUUGGCUUGCACUGCACAGUAACAGCCAGGUCGCACUCAAGCAACUGGUGCCGGAAAAGCGUCGCUUGUUGCAUGAAAUGGAGAUGUUUCUUGCCGAAAUCUACCUCAUGGCGCAGUUGAAACAUCCUCACAUUGUGACUUUAAAUGGUAUCGCGUGGAACACAUUGGAGCACGUGGUCAUGGUGCAGGAAUUCAUGGAAGGUGGCGACUUGCAGCAUUUUCUAGCGCAGCAAAAUGUCAGUAAAGCCACCUCAACAGCUCCGAUAAGUUCGGGGAACACGAUUGUAAGACGCUCUAGUUCAGUAUCCGGGGGAUUACCGCAGGUGGACGAAGCUGUGGCCGUUGCAGCGACAUCCUCGGGCUCGUUUGCUGGCGGUCUUGGAGCUGCUGCUGGCGGGUUGAUUCACUCGGUACAUUCCAGUCACUUCACAUGGUCCAAGCAGAAACUGGCAAUCGCUCAGGCUGUCACGAGUGCAUUGGCCUAUUUGCACGCUUUAACGCCCAUGGUGUUGCAUCGGGAUGUCAAGUCACGCAACGUGUUGCUCUCUUCCUCUUUGGAUGCCAAACUGUGUGACUUUGGCAUUAGUCGACGCAAAUGUAGCGGUACCGAUGACGAAACAAACCUCACUGCGACAGCAGCAGCUGGGACUUUAUCGUGGACUGCACCAGAAUUGCUACUGGGGGAGGAGUAUACCGAGAAAGUGGAUAUUUACUCGCUUGGUGUACUUCUAAGUGAAUUGGACACGUGUACUCUACCGUAUCACGAUCCAAAUUCUCUUUCUGAACGACUGGUACAACACCCUCUGCGCUUGAUGCGGCGCAUUAUCGAUGACGGACUUCGUCCACAGCUCUCGCCUGACUGUCCGUUGCCAAUUACGCAUUUGAUCGCAGCAUGUGUGUCGCGCAACCCGAAGCUACGCCCGAGUGCUGCCGAUGUAGGAGCCUGGUUGGCCAGUGCGAGAGGCGAGCGACUGCUUCGCAAAAGUUCCAGUGUAUUGAUAUCCUAGGUAGAUGAACUGAGUAUUAACGUGUAGCGUAGUGUGCAAAGUAUUGAAACAUGUUUAUUUUGGAGCUUGUCGCUCUGUCGUAUUGCUUGGAAA